This is a messenger RNA of Yamadazyma tenuis ATCC 10573, 1116 nucleotides long. RefSeq names its product Uso5p (gene USO5). The record is from RefSeq and is a predicted model, not a curated record. Lineage: Eukaryota; Fungi; Ascomycota; Pichiomycetes; Serinales; Debaryomycetaceae.
GGAAAACUAAACAAAACUAACGGUAUUUAUGGCAAUGUAAAAGCAAUGCUUGAUGCCCAUGAAAAUACCAAGCUCCUCCUUGAAAACUCCAUACUAGACUUUGAAUCUUCGAACAGAGUUUACAUUAAUGUUCCUCAGCGAACUGAUUUGACUACGAACACCCAUCUCGAGAUUGAUGGAACUACGUUCAAGUUCCAUAAACUUUUAUCAAUGAACCAAACCUCACAAAUACUAAAAGAAUUCAAAGUCUUCUUCUUCACAAGCUUUAAUAAGACUCAAGACUUUUCUGUUGUACUCACCGGUGACAAAACCCCAAACUUAUUGCAAGAAUUACUACAAAGUAUUUACAAGAUUGCAUUGAACUCUAAUAUUUCCAAUAGCUUUUCUUAUUCAUGCAAAGCUAUAGGAUUUGAGAAUGGGCACAUUUAUGACAUGUUUGAUUCUCUGAAGCCAAUUUCAGUCAGCAGUUUCGAGCCAUCUCUGAUAUCUAGUCAAAUCAUGAUAUUGGAUGAUCCUUCAAACUUUGCAACCAUAUUAAGUAAAUUGUCGAACUCUUUUCAUGGAUCCAGUUUCUACAAUUUCAGGGUCAGCAACAUGCAAAAUGAUGAACUCGUCAUGAACGUGUGUGUAUUCGACGUUACUAAUCUUUCAAGAGAAUCGCAAGCUGAAUAUUUAUUCAACGAGCCAAAUAUUCUCCAUGGAGUAUUAUCUUAUUGCUUCAGUGUCAAGAGCUUCAACUUUUGUAGUUUGGAUACCCUUGAAGGGUCUCUUGAACUUCUAAAACAGUUAGAGAAACUUCGCUAGAUGGUUCGUAUAUUACAGUUAUAUUAUCUUCAAUACAUCAUUAUUUUACAUUUGUGAGUACAAAUCAUGCAAAACCCACUUUAAUUCAUCGAUACUUCCAAUAUGGCUCUGCACCUUAGGUUUUGUUGGAGUACUUGAACUUUGAGAAACAAUCGCACUAUCGGAAGGCUUUUCUCUGGAGAUAUCAAUUUCGGUGAUUGAAUUCUUGGAAUCGUCCUUUAGCUUCUUGUCUAUGAAAGGUGGUUCUUUUGCAGUUCCAUUCAACUUGGGUUGCUCUUCUUCAAUCUUGGGUGGUAACUCAUAAUCUAUUCC